Molecule: messenger RNA, 1647 nt
Organism: Bombina bombina (fire-bellied toad)
Lineage: Eukaryota; Metazoa; Chordata; Amphibia; Anura; Bombinatoridae
Product: gastrula zinc finger protein XlCGF7.1-like
Exons: 4
Coding region: 122-418 (98 amino acids)
Biological process (GO): negative regulation of transcription by RNA polymerase II
Molecular function (GO): DNA-binding transcription repressor activity, RNA polymerase II-specific
Source: RefSeq, a predicted model, not a curated record
GUGGGAACUAUCUGCUACUGACUCAGCUCUCAAAUGGUGGAUUCUCUAAGGUAAUUUCUACACACUAUGAGGCGUGGGUUGUGUCCAUGAAUGAGGCAGACUGACAGCUCUGUACUGUUAUAUGUUUGUAUAUCAGGAGCAAAUGGAGUUUGAUGAUGUUGCAGUUUAUUUUUCUGAAGAGGAGUGGAGCUAUUUAUCUGAAAAACAAAAAGAGCUUUAUGAGGAUGUGAUGAUGGAGAAUUACCGGACCCUCAGGUCUCUAGGAUAUGUUCAUAUGAAGCCUUCACUUGUUACAAAGAUUGAGCGCAGAGAGGAGCCGUAUUUGUGCAGCUUUCCAAUUACCCAAGGCAACCCCAGGAACAGUGUGCUCCCAGACAUGAGCAUUGUUGGAUGGCUUCAGUUGAGGACCCGGGAGUGAUGCCACCGACAUUGCCAUAUGACCCCUGACAACAUUCCUGGCCAGAGGAAUAUCCUACCUUUGGUUUUGAGGGGGAGCCAAGACAGGCACAAAAGGGUCCAUGUAUUUACAACCCCCACAACACAAUCACAGUCUCAUGUCAGUCAUGGAUAUUACCCACAGACUAUUUCACAGGAUAUGCCUAUUGUAGAGGCUGAGUGGUCACACACUGGGAAUACCAAUCAUCUAUGAGAGCUCCAUCAUCUUAUUCACUGGGACGAGCUCCACCAUCCUCUUCCCUGGGACGAGCUCCAACAUCUGCAGAUGAAAAUACAGCAGAAACUACAGCUGCUCCUCAAGCAGCAGAAACUACAACUUCCCCUCAAGCACCAGAAACUACAACUGCCCCUCAAGCACCAAAAACUACAUCUGCCCCUCAAGCACCAAAAACUACAGCUGCCCCUCAAGCACCAAAAACUACAGCUGACAGCUGCCCCUCAAGCACCAGAAACUACAGCUGCCCCUCAAGCAACAGAAGCGCAUCCACAAGCAUCACCUCUUCUUCAACAUCAUGGCCCUCAAGUAACUGCCAGCCCUGUUGCUCAAGAGCCUGUGGAUGCAUUGUAUGCUCCCCUGGGUGAGAAAUACAUUACACUCAAGAGGAGGCUCGUCACAAGCACUGAGAGCAUACAAAGAGGCCAAGAGAGGUUCUUCAGGAACCAAGAAAGGUUCAUCAGGAGCCAAGAGAGGUUCUUCAGGGGCCAAGAGAGGUUACACAAACGUAGCAUAGAGCUGCAGAGAAACAUUGCAGCAUCAUUAAGUGCAAGUGUUCAAAACCAGUCACAGAUGAUUCAAAUUCUGUCUAAUAUGCAGAUGCAGAUGGACAAUAGAUGGAGAGAACAAACUCAACUUUUGAGUGUGUUGCUUGAGCACUUAACACACCAGCAGGACACUGCCUCCAGCCUAUCAUCUGUGGCCAGCAAGCUUUAAAGGGACAGUUUAUUCAAAAAUGUUCUCCCUUUAAUUUGUUCCCAAUGAUCCACUUUACCUGCUGGAGUGUAUUAAAUUGUUUACAAGUAUUUCCUUUACCCUUAUGAUUGCAUUUGAAAUAUUUUAUUUAGCCUAUGUUAUCCCCACCUAUACUUAAAUAUUUUGGCCUCAAGGCCAAGCUGUGUUAACACAGCCAGUAGAAUAAAUUACACUCCCAGUGGGUUCUAGAAGAGAUAAGGUAAUAAAAUAUUAAUUUUCCA